AUGAAUCUAUUUGACUCGGAAGAUGGAGCCUUAUGCUCUAAGUGGCUCAAUACGAGGCCACAAGGGUCAGUGGUGUAUGUAGCAUUUGGGAGCUUAGCUGAGCUGAAUAAUAUGCAAAUGGAGGAGCUUGCUUCAGCAAUAAGCAACUUCAGCUUCCUCUGGGUGGUCAGAUCUUCAGAGGAGGAAAAGCUCCCAUCAGGGUUUCUUGAGACAGUGGAUAAAGACAAGAGCUUGGUCUUGAAAUGGAGUCCUCAGCUUGAAGUUUUAGCAAACAAAGCUAUUGGGUUGUUUCAUGACUCACUGUGGCUGGAACUCAACCAUGGAAGCGUUGACCUUUGGGGUGCCAAUGGUGGCUAUGCCUCAAUGGACAGAUCAACCGAUGAAUGCAAAGUACAUUCAAGAUGUGUGGAAGGUUGGAGUUCGUGUAAAGGUGGAGAAAGAAAGUGGGAUUGCCAAAAGAGAGGAGAUUGA
Molecule: messenger RNA, 471 nt
Organism: Microthlaspi erraticum
Lineage: Eukaryota; Viridiplantae; Streptophyta; Magnoliopsida; Brassicales; Brassicaceae
Source: the annotation of a GenBank genome assembly